UCAAUCAAUAAUUAACUGUCUAUACAUGAUUUUACAGAUGAUUUUUCAUCAUUAAUGUAUUUUGCAUGUCCUAUGGAACUCUGAUUGUAGUUGAAUUAGAAGAAGUUUAGAAGUCUAAGAAAGGAUGGAAAAAUUAUUAUUGGCUCUUUUAAUUCUAGUAUCUAUAGCAUUGCCAUCUUCAUCAUUACACGAAGACCAAAUUGGGAAAUUUGAUUGGAUACAAAGAGGUAUUGGAAGUGUGCACUUGGCUCAGUUUGACGAGAGUGGAAGUGCUGACGGAGGACCUGCCAGACGACUUGUUGUGGCCACCCAACACAACGUGCUUGCUGUCCUCAACACCAAGAAUGGCGAGAUCAUGUGGCGUCAUGUGCUGCCCAUUGGAGCCACUGGUACCAUAGAGUCUCUGAAUGUACAGGAGGGCAAAGCCGUCAUUGUGAGUGACAACCCUCCACUGCUGAGAUCCUUUGAUGUGCUCUCAGGGACUCUUAUUAAAGAAGUUCCUCUCAAGCUACACUACAAACCUGAUAGCUUGUAUGGCAAACGACUGGUGCAGCAUGACUCAUCGUCAGUGACCGUAGCCCACCUAACCAGCAACACUGCAGAGAUAACUCGAUUCUCUAAUUUGAAAACUGGUGCACAAGAAUGGCAACACUCAAUAUCACAGCCUUGGAUCUCAUCUGAAUCUCAAUGUGGGCUGACAGAAGUGAGCUUGACGUGCGUGGACGCUUCUCUCGGUCUCGUGUUGUCGCUGCCUUUCUCUCGUCUCGGAAAAACAACAGGCAAAGAACCUCAGUUCAUUUCUACAAGUCUCGAGAGCAUUGGACUGUCAGUGGCCGUGACAUCAGACGAUGAUGCAGACUGCAAGUUCCGUUCCAUCCCCAUCACCUUGCAAAAUGUUCAUGGAUCUCCACGUCAUCUUCUCAUUACAAGUGGGGAGAGCAGCAGCGUGUUGCAGGUGGGGAGUGAUGGCUCAGUUACACCCGUGAAGGAGGCAGGCGCUUCUUCUGGGGCUGUCAGUGUUGUGGACGUCACUCAGGCUGACGACGCUGUCAUAUACCGGGCGCUGCAUCACAAGCAGGCCAUCCGGAUCAGCGGGUUCUCGCUGGCGCUGGGCACGGAGUUGGUGUCGCGGAGCCUGCAGUUCUCGGUGGGGGCGGAGGCUGCAGUGCGGAUGCUGGUAGUGCAGCAGUACCAGCGACGCGGUGAUGGCGAGGUGGCCGUGAGGGCGCUGGUCGUCAUGCACGAUGACAGCGUCCAUCUUGUUGCCUCACCUGGAGUUCUGUGGUUGCGAGAAGAAGCUCUGGCGUCUGUGCUGGCUGUAGAGGCGGUCGACCUGCCCAUCCCUGCCUCGUCCGUCUCCAUGCAUGACCACAUGGCACAGCGCGCUGGAGUGUUACACAGCCUUGUGCAUCGCGUGAUGCUGCAGGGCAGCGAGCUGCUGUCCUGGCUGGCCGAGCUGCUCGAAGACUCGCUCUCGCCCUCGCACUCGUCACCAGACUCGCCUCCCGCGCUCUACAGGGACGAAUUCAACAUCCACAAACUCCUCAUCAUAGCCACGGCGUCGGGCAAAAUAUUCGGCAUGGACAACCUAAGCGGCGCGCUGGUGUGGAGCGAGUACCUGCCGUCCAUCCAGCCGCUGCCGUCUGACAAGCUGCUGCUCUUCCUGCAGCGCUCCGUAGCUCACUUCCCUCACCCUCCUCAGAUGGUGCUAGUUGCCAUGCACAAGGACUCCUGCAGAGGCGUGGUGCACACAUUCAACCCCCUCACAGGGGAGCCCACUGGCAAAGGCCUCGAGUUUUUGCCCUAUCGCAUCUCCCAGGCCUCCAUGCUCGCGCAAAAUGACCAACAGUUCAUCAAGCCGCUGCUGGUGGUUGACACAUCAUUAGGGGUACACGCGUUCCCCAGCGGCACUGAGCUGAGCGUCGUCCUGCCCCACAAAGAUGUGCUCUACAUCGCCACUCGCAACAGCACGCACAUCACCGGACAUUCCCUGAGGAGCUCCACCAAAGAGUCGCUUAAACUGACGCCGCUGUGGAGCCAGCACUUCCCGCCAGGCACCAUCGAGGGCGUGUACACUAAGCGUCCUGGCGACAAGGUGCACUCGGCAGGCCGUGUCAUGGCCGACCGCUCUGUGCUCUACAAGUACACCAACCCCAACCUGGCCGUGGUUGUGGCCAGAGGUCUCGACCACAUCAACGAAAACUUGCUGGGCGUCUACUUGGUGGACUUGGUGUCGGGUGCUGUGGUGGACUGGAUCAGCCACUCUCGGGUGUCCGGACCUGUGCACGUCAUCCACUCCGAGAACUGGGUUGUCUACACCUACUAUCACGACAGGAAUCGCCGCCAUGAGCUCCACUCACUGGAAUUGUUCGAGGGUCCAAGCCAAGCGAACGCGACGGCUUUCUCAUCGCUUGCCGGAGCCCAGCGGCCGCCGCUUGUCGAGCGCCAGGCUUACAUUCUGCCGUUCGGGGUGCAGGCCUCAGCCCACACCAUCACUGAGAAGAGCAUCACCACCAAGUGCUUGCUGCUGGCCCUCGAUACUGGCGGAAUAGCGCAGGUGGCGCGCUGGCUCGUCGACCCCCGACGUCCGAUGUCAGGCGGAGGGCCGAGGGAAGAAGGCCUCGUGCAGUACAUGCCCGAGGUGCAUCUCCCCUCCACCGACAUCAUCUCCUACAACCAAACCCUGCCACGCGUCUCGGGGAUUUACUCCGCUCCCACAGGACUCGAGUCCACAAGCAUCGUCUUUGUUUACGGGCUUGACCUGUUCUUCAGCCGCGUGUUCCCGAGCAAAAUGUUCGACAUGCUGAAGGAUGACUUCGACUACGUGCUUAUCGCGGGAGCCUUGCUGGGCCUCGUGGCUGCCGCGCUCAUCACCAGGAAACUGGCGCAGAGGAAAGCCCUGUACCAUCAGUGGAAGUAGGAGUCAUCAGUGCAGUUAGCAAGCCAUCAGGUCAAGCUCUAUACCAUCUGUGGAAAUAGUGCGUCUAGUCGCCAUCAGGUCUCUAUACCAUCUGUGGAAAUAGUGCGAUUAGCAAGCCAUCGGGUCAAGCCCUACACCAUCUGUGGAAAUAGUGCGAUAAGUCGCCAUCAGGUCAAGCUGAUGCCAUCAGGUCAAGCUGAUGCCAUCAGUGCAAAAAAAUUCUUCCGUACGAUUAGAUAGCCUCAAUGGAUGCAAGGAUCGCAGUGUGAACUGAUCAUCUGGUGUAAUUGCAAUCUGCCGACACUAGUGGAAGUAGAUAUCCUCGAGAGAAGUAGAUAUGUCUAACUUGAUUGAAAAAGAUGUGUCUACCUUCAGUGGACGCUUUUUUCUAUGAAAUAGGUAGUUAUUAAAUGGAUGGUUAUGAUAUAUGUGAAUAAUAGGACCAAUUUAGUUUGCAGGUGUUUUGUUAGACAGGCAUUAAUUAUCAGAGAUCUUAUUAAUUAUGUUUACCAGUUUGAACUUGACACAAGUCAAAUAGGGUUCACAAAUGGGGUGCAUGUGUUGUGCCAUAUCAACGCAAACCCUAUUUUUGUUCAAAAUCGAGGUAAAUUUUCGAUUUUCUCUAGUAUUUUCAUGUUUUUUUUAUUAUUUACCAUAACUACGGUAAUGCUCAGUUAUUUGGAUCUUCAACUGCAGAUACAGUAAGAUGCUUUGCACGAACCUCGUAAUGUAAAUAUUUGAACGGCGAGGAGUAUGUUGCUUGAAUGAAACCUAAUUGAUGUUCAUGAGCGUAGCAGUAAUUACUUGUUCUUCACUAUUCGCCGCAAGUUUAUACACUACUUAUGCUGCACACAAUUGUUGAUCGAAUUAAAUCUCGUUAUGAGGAUAGUGAGUCGACCAGUUUUUCGAUGAAUCUACCAUCGUUCGUGUCAGUCCGCAGUAAUUUUAUACAUAUUUAUGAUACUCAUGCGUGUACAUGAUUCAAUCGAGCAGGACUCCCGAGUCUUUAUCAGUUAUACUUCUGCUCAGCUGUGCGUGUCUUUCCGUAUACUACGCGUUCGUCUGUUCGUAAAAGCGCUGUUAGUCGCUGGUAAAACAUGCGCAAUGAAAGUGGUUAAUCAGGAAUUUUAACCACUGAUUAACAUACUUAGUCAUGUCAAAACACAGGGUUUGUUUUUUCUUCGUGUGUGUUGUUUAUUUCCACUUACUGAUCAUUUUGCGAUGCAUCAACCAUGCAUCGCAACCAUGCAGAAAUUGAUGUUUGUAAUGUUGUAAUGGUAUUGGGUAUUCAGUCAUUUUCCUUACGUCUUCACCGUUUGUUUGGUCAAUUUUUCUCUUAUACUUUUUUCCUAUUAACCGUUCGAGAAUUGAAUCAAAUUACUUACUAUGAUGUUAACAGUCAAGUCUAUCAGUGCCACACUGCGAAUAGGCGUAUAACUCUACCUUUUUGACGAGCGUCUAAUGUUAUUAAUGAAUGCAGGAGGUCAAAAAUAAUUCAUGACGAUGACCACUUUGUUUCACUUAUUUAUGAAUGCUAUCUCUAUGGCACCGAAGUUUACAAGUGAGGAAAAAAGCCUUGAGCACACCACUGGUACGGUUUAGUUAUGAAGUGAAAUAAUGUGGACGUGUUCGUGUGAAUCUGAUUUAGGUUGUUGACGGAAGCUCCCUUGGCUUCUUGCUCUGUUUGGGGAGAUCUGCUCAAGUUACAAUUUUUUGCUAGGAACUGCUAAAUGAUAGACGAGCAAAAUGUAUUCUUUUAUUCCAAAUGUACAUUACAGCGUAAAUUCUGUUUCAUGUUCAUUCUUCUUAUCUUAACUUAUUGUCAUUCCUCGUGUAAAUUUCGAUGAAUUAAAUUAUUUGUCAUGAA
This is a messenger RNA of Hyalella azteca, 4787 nucleotides long. It is a transcript of the gene EMC1, whose product is annotated as ER membrane protein complex subunit 1. NCBI's taxonomy places the organism in Eukaryota, Metazoa, Arthropoda, Malacostraca, Amphipoda, Hyalellidae. Bases 125 to 2920 code for a protein of 931 amino acids. The transcript has 18 exons. Gene Ontology annotation, molecular function: protein binding. The record is from RefSeq and is a predicted model, not a curated record. Gene Ontology annotation, biological process: protein folding in endoplasmic reticulum. Gene Ontology annotation, cellular component: EMC complex.